AAUCGGCAGUAGUUAGUCGAUUGCUGACUGUCGAGGAAGGUUUAUCUCUCUCGGAAGAAACGUUGUCUCGUUCGCGAAGAGUAUAAACAGAGUUAGAUACAAAGAAACUGAGUAGAUUGUUUUCAUCCCUCGUUGAGAAAUAUAAUAUAAAUAUUCGUCAAUAUCAAUUAUACGUUCAGUUCGCAAUACGACGACGUGCUGUAGAGAUAACCCUUUUCCAUAUUCCGUUGCUCUUUCACAUUUUCUUUAAUUCUUACUUGAAAAGAUAAAGAUAGAGAAAAAUAAAUAGAAGUUUAAAGUGAAUUGAUCGACGAUUGAAGGAAGUCAAAGGCCAAAACGAUGAAUACGAUAGUACAUGCUUUGUACAUCGCAGCAUUAGUGCUAUUUUUCAAGAACACGAAUGCACAGGAAAGAUGUGUAACGCCUACGAAAAACAAUGGUAUUUGUAUUAACAUAAAGAAUUGUACACAAAUUGUUAAUAUUCUAAUAAAUCAAAAGCCUUUGACACAAGAAAUUCAAGAAUUUCUAAGAGCAUCGCAAUGUGGUUUCGAGGGUACGAUUCCAAAAAUUUGCUGUGCUGAUCAAGUUCUAACAGAUACUUCCACAAAUCCAGUUGAUCUCCUAGAUGUUUCCGAUCUUCCAGAUGUAUCGAACCAUCCAAAUUUACGAAUCUUAAACCAUGAUAUUUGUGGUCCUUUAACUAAAAGUAAAAUCAUUGGUGGCGACAAAACUGGUGUCUUUGAUUAUCCGUGGAUGGCUCUUCUAGCUUAUUCCACAGGGAGAUCAAAUCCGGAAUUUCGAUGCGGUGGUUCCUUGAUUACUAAACGAUAUAUCCUUACAGCUGGCCAUUGUGUUAGCUCUUUACCUGAUGAAUUAAAACUGAUAGGCGUGAGGAUAGGGGAACAUGACCUUAGUACGGAACGUGACUGUGAUAAAGAUGAAAGUGGGAUCGAAGUUGCUUGUGCGGAAAGGUAUCAAGAUUAUGAUAUUGAAAAUACAUACGUUCAUCCGGGAUACACGAAAACGAAACUUCAAAAUGAUAUCGCCCUGAUACGAUUGAACGGCGAUGCUGAUUUCAGACCUAGAAAUGUUAAACCGAUCUGUUUACCAAUCAAAAGUUCUAUAACACCUCCGAGAAAGUUCAUCGUCACAGGCUGGGGUGCAACAGAACUUGGCACACGAAGUAAAGAUCUAUUGCAGGUUGGUCUGACACCGGUAGCCACUGAAGAAUGCAAAGAGGUUUAUAAGAGUAAAGCUGAAAUUUGGUAUAAGCAAUUAUGCGCUGGUGGAAAAAGAAAUAUGGAUUCUUGUCUCGGAGAUAGUGGUGGACCUCUUCAAGCGCCUGGAUUAUAUAACAAUAACGCUCGAUUCAUUCAAUAUGGAAUUGUCAGUUUCGGAUUAAGAAACUGCGGUACAGAAGGUUUCCCAGGCGUAUAUACUAAUGUUCGAUAUUACAUGGAUUGGAUUUUAAAUACUCUAAGGGAUUAAUUUAAUCUGUUGCAUAUCAUUUUGUACUUUUUUAUUAAAUUUUUUUUGUAGUGGUAACACUGGUAUUGUUACAGUAAAUUAGAAGAAAUUAUUCCUAUUUAAUUAAUUAUUUUUAAUUUUCUAUUCAAUUUAUAAAUCUCGUACCGAGAAAUAUAUAUCUAUAUGAAGAACAUAUGUCUUUGUCCCUCCAAAAAAAAAAAAAAAAGAAAGAAAAAGAAAAAAAAAUAUUUUAAUUACAAUGCCUACGCAUUUACUUCGACGUAUUGUUUGAUACAUUAACACUUCAUACAAACAUUAAUAUUUAAACAUAUUUAUUUUUUAUAGUGUAUACAAAUUUAGUUUCUAUGUAUAUCUAUAUCAUUAGAAAUGUAUGAAACGUAGUUCAUUAUUUAUUGCAUGUAUUGUAAUAAAUUACAGUUUGUAGGAUAAAGACGAUCGGAUUACAUAAUGAAUGCAAAAAUUAAAACGAAAUUCGUUUUUUCUGUUUUAUAUAAAAAAAUAACUACGACUGAUCUUGUUGCAUCUAAAUAAGGAUUACAUAAAGUAAAUAGCCAUAAUAAAUGCAUUUAUCUAUUACUAUUACGCUUAUCUUAUAAAACAUUUUUAUUUACUAAUAAAUGUAAAGUAAUUAUUAAA
Messenger RNA from Vespula vulgaris, 2124 nucleotides. RefSeq names its product melanization protease 1-like. NCBI's taxonomy places the organism in Eukaryota, Metazoa, Arthropoda, Insecta, Hymenoptera, Vespidae. The coding region runs from base 340 to 1488 and encodes 382 amino acids. Gene Ontology annotation, biological process: proteolysis. The transcript is spliced from 5 exons. The record is from RefSeq and is a predicted model, not a curated record. Gene Ontology annotation, molecular function: serine-type endopeptidase activity.